CUGAGUGAGUGAGUGGCUGGCCGAGUGACCGAGUGACCGACUGAGUGCCACCUGCCACGCGACAUCCAACCACCGCAGCCCAGGGAUCGCUUCUCGCGCCAACCUCCUACGCGGGGUGAGGGUUGCUGCUUUCCCCGCUCUGGGGUGGGGGGGUCGCACAUGACCGCAGCAGCAGCAUGGCGGCCGAAAUCGAGCCGCCGCGAGCGCAGGUUCGGAAGCCGUGUUUGCUGAGCAAGAUCGACUCCUGCGGGGACGUGGUGAGCGCCGCCGUCAUCAUCCCCAAGGAAGACGGCGUCAUCAGCGUGUCUGAAGACAGGACAAUUCGGGUUUGGAUGAAGCGGGACAGUGGCCAGUACUGGCCCAGUGUCUACCACACUAUGCCAUCCUUGUGCUCCUGUAUGACCUUCAACCCAGAGACCAGACGUCUGCUGGUGGGCAUGGACAUCGGAAGUGUUUGUGAGUUCAUCUUGUCUGAGGAUUACAAUAAGAUGACUCCCACGCACACCUACCAGGCACACCAGGGCAGAGUGACGGUGGUGUUGUUUGUUCUGGAGAUGGAGUGGCUGCUGAGCACCGGCCAGGACAAGACCUUCAUCUGGCAUUGCUCGGAGAGCGGACAGCAGCUGGGAUCAUACCACACCCCAGCCUGGGUGUCUGGACUGCAAUUUGAUGUUGAGACUCGACACGCCUUUGUCGGCGAUCAGUCGGGUCAGGUGACCAUCCUGAAGCUGGAGCAGGACAGCUGCAGCCUGGUGACCACCUUCAAGGGCCACACGGGUAACGUGACUGCGCUGUGCUGGGACCCCAUCCAGAGGGUUCUGUUCUCGGGCAGCUCCGACCACUCCAUCAUUAUGUGGGACAUAGGCGGACGCAAAGGCACCGCCAUCGAACUGCAAGGACACAACGACAAGGUGCAGGGCCUGUGUUACGCCUCGCACACUCGCCAGCUCAUCUCCUGUAGCUCUGAUGGCAGCAUUGUCAUCUGGAACAUGGACGUGACACGACAAGAGACCCCAGAGUGGCUUGACAGUGACUCGUGUCAAAAGUGCGAGCAGCCUUUCUUUUGGAACUUCAAGCAGAUGUGGGACAGCAAGAAGAUCGGGCUACGGCAGCAUCACUGCAGGAAGUGUGGCCAGGCUCUGUGCGGCAAGUGCUCGUCCAAGCGCUCCACCAUCCCACUCAUGGGAUUUGAGUUUGAGGUGCGCAUGUGCGACGGCUGCUACGCCUCCAUCACAGACGAAGAUCGCGCCCCCACGGCAACCUUCCAUGACAGCAAGCACGCCAUUGUGUACUUGCACUAUGAGCCUACCACCGGAUGUCUUCUCACCUCCGGCACUGACAAGGUGGUCAAGCUUUGGGACAUGACGCCCGUGGUAUCAUGAAGUCACCCCUACAGCCAGGAAAAGGUUUGCACGCCAACGGCAGAAUGGCAGCCGUCACCCUCGAGCAGGACGAGAAGGGAGGUGGAGGCCAUUUUUUGAUAGUGGCUGUUCACGGGUGCGGGUUUGUAAGCUCCACACAAUAGGUGUGUACAGUUUGUGAUUAUUUAUUAUUUAAGUGGUGUGUCAAUCUAAUAACAGCAUAAAACACACACUCAUGAAUCAGCUGCAGCUCUAAUCUGAUGUCAAUGUUACUGUUUGAUUGUGUCAAAACUGUAUGUUAAUUUCACUGGAAUACUGUCCAAAGAUGGGAAAAUAUAUUUUAUUUUUCAGAAGACAUCUUUCAAAAACAAUAGUCUUCUUGAAAUGAGCCACAAGGAACAUAUAAGCCGCAUUCAACAAACCCAAGUUAAUUUUCCUCCCUAAAACAGUCAAGGGGACCAAAAUAAAGCUUAAAGUUGCAGGGACUUUCAUUAGUUGUUGGUACUUUGUAGUUCCAAAAACUAAAAGGUUUCAGUAGCUGUGAAGAUCCUCAAAGAGGGUCCUAGAUGUCUCGAAAGUACGACUAAGCUGUCGUCCUAGUUUAUUCCUGGCAAGGAAGAAGAGAAAUUCUUACAAACUGGACAGCUUCUAUCCUUAUACUAAAACAUAAAGUAGCCUUGUGAAAAAGCAAAAACAUAGUUACUUAGUGUACAAGAAUAAUAACCAUGGUUCAUAAGCUACAAGACAAAUAUAUAAUCUGAUGUGAAUUUUUAUUGAUCUCCCAGAACGAAUUUCUUCAAAAGUUCCUAGUUCCGCGGUUAAGUUUCCUGCCGUUGAAAUGCUAUGUAAGCAACUACCUGUUGAAGCACCAGCAGCAGUGAUAGGGUAGCCAAAGUAAGGAAGCUGGUUCAUAGACCUCUCAAAAGUACUUAGUCCCCCACUCCCAUCCCCCUCAGCAGGGUCUUCUUUUGGCUUCCCAAAUUCAUGACAUUAAAUAAAGGGUUAUGAGUAAAGUGGAAGGGCAACAAAACGAAGGGACAGUGUGGUGUGCUGAUUGGUUGGAAUGAGCUGCUAUCAUUUCAUGUAAGUCUUAAUAUGCGAAUAUAUAACUCAACUUGCAUUAUGACACGGGACUUUCAUAAGAGGGUGACUGAAAAUGUGAAAAAAAUGUUUUGAAUAUGAGGCCAUUGAUUUUUUUUUUUUGGAGGGGUGAACUUGUUUGAAGAACUGUGAUCAUAUGUGAACAAUAUAUUAAAGGAGCACAUAAAGACCCUCCUCAAGAA
Phyllopteryx taeniolatus (common seadragon) is the source of this 2644-nucleotide messenger RNA. It is a transcript of the gene wdfy2, whose product is annotated as WD repeat and FYVE domain containing 2. NCBI's taxonomy places the organism in Eukaryota, Metazoa, Chordata, Actinopteri, Syngnathiformes, Syngnathidae. The transcript has 12 exons. The record is from RefSeq and is a predicted model, not a curated record. Gene Ontology annotation, molecular function: protein binding; metal ion binding. Bases 177 to 1382 code for a protein of 401 amino acids.